AUGGGGCGCGAAGGUGUUUUCGCCGCGCUGGGCCCAGAUGGGUUGGAGUUGAUGUUGGGAGGCCCGGUGGGACCUUUGGUGCCGACAAGGCGGGCCAACCUAGCAGAGGACUACUGCCACAUCGGAAUUUCCGAGUUGCAGUACCUUCUCCUGAAGUGCUGUCUCCUCCUCGGGGUCAGCGUCGAGUUGGGCGUGGAGUUUCGCGACACGGUGCACCGACCUGGUGAAGGUUGGAUUGCCAUCACAGAGCCUCCGUUGGUGGGACCCGAGCUCGCGGCGCACGCCUUGGUCUGCUGCGACGGCGCAGCCUCCCGGAUCGCAGCUGCGCGAGGUGCCACAACCGUUUCUGGCGGCCUGGGCAAAGAGGGCCAGGCAAUCGGGGUCGUGGCCAACUUUGUGAACGGUCGCAGCAAAGCCGAGCGAGACCUUCGCCAGUUCUCCUGGGCCAGGCAGUUCAACACAAGCCUCUUCAAGAGUCUGAAGCAGAAGGUGGGCGCUGAUCUGGAGAACAUCGUGUACUACCGGGGCGAAGAGAGCCACUACAUGAUCAUGACCCCCUCGAAGCAGUGCCUGGUUGAGAAGGGCUGCCUCCACAAUGCGGAGCAGCUGGAUGGCGCUCCGCUGUUGCACCCUUCGAACGUCGAGAUCGAUAACCUCAAGGGACUGGCGCAGGAGGUUGCACAGCAUUUCGGCUUGCCCACGGAGUUCACGCCAACACAGUCGGUCAUGGUCUUCGACUUCUCCGACACCAAGCGCCACGACCAGGCGCUACUCUUCCAGGAAGCCCCUGGGGCGGACCAGCCUCUUCCCAUCUCUCUGGCAGGCGAUGCGUUGCUGGAGCCCUUCUGGCCCACAGGCCUCGGGUGCAUCCGCGGGUUCCUGGGAGCCAUGGACGCGGUGUCUUGCCUCGGCUCCUUCUUCGUGACUGGGGACCGGGACCAGGCCCUGAGGAAGGCAGAGGCGGCCUACAGGGCGCUGAAGUCGGUGGACGCUCAGACGAAGGACAUGACGCUAAAGCCAGAUGCCGA
Symbiodinium natans is the source of this 1028-nucleotide messenger RNA. NCBI's taxonomy places the organism in Eukaryota, Dinophyceae, Suessiales, Symbiodiniaceae. The record is from the annotation of a GenBank genome assembly.